UAGAGUAAAACUGACAGAAGAAGUUUGCAUGUGUGGUCACACAGACACGUAAUUGCCGUGAUCUCUUCUGCCAGUCUCACUCUAUAUUCAAGUUGGCCAACAUUAAAUUUCAACAUAAUUUUUAAUUUAUAGUAAAUGAUAUUUUGGAUAAAUAAAUUUAAAUAAAAUAAGAUAAUAAACAUUUUUUUAUUAUGAAAUAAGGUCAAAUAUGGUAAAAAUAACGUGUUAUGAUUGAUUUAAAAAAAAAAAAAUUAUUUUUUUGGGGUUGGCAGUGCAUUUCUUGUAAUAUAAAAUAGAUAGGACAUUCUCCCCUCCACAACACUCUAAAACCGGCGUUGGACAUGCCUUAAAUGUUGUUAUCAAAUAUAAACAAUUUUUUAUACAUUAAUGUAUAAAUAGUGUUAAUAACAAUCUUUAAGAAUAAGUGGUUCAUCAAUAAAGGUGAUUAAUUAAUAAAAUAAAUUGUAAGAAAUGUUGUCAUUGCCAAAAAGUCCAAGUAAAAUGAGUAAAGAAAAUUCAGAGUUAUCAUUACAACUACGAAAUGAUAGAAAAAGAGAACUCCAAGAACAAAAACGUCGUCUUUUUGAAUUACCAUCAAAAACAAAAGAAUUAACAUUAUCAAAUAUGUCAAAUGAAAAAUUAGAAUUGUCUAAAAAAUUAGAAAAAAAUAUGAAUGAUCCUGAGAGUGCACAAAAAAAAUUACUUGAAUUACACGCAAAAUUAAGUGAGGAUGCACGUUUAGCAUUAGAAUUACAGCUUGAAGAAAAACAAAUUAAACUUGAAGCAUCAUUAAAAGAAAGAAAAAAACUUGAAUGUGAAUUAACUAAAAUUAAAUCAGGAAUGAAUUCAUUAAGUAGACAAUUAGAUGCUAAAACUGAAGAACGUCGUGAUUUAGAAAGAACAGUACUUGAUCUAAUAACAAAUGCUAAACAAAAAUGGGAGUUAUCAGAAAAACAAAAGCUACAACGUUUAAAUAAACAUAUUGAAAGUCAAGCAAUACGUAUUACUGAAUUAUGUACAAUUAAUAAUGAAAUGUCAUCAAAAUUACAACGUUCACAAUGUGAUUUAGAAACAACAACUGCUGAAUUACAUAAAUUACGUACAUUUCAAAUACAAUAUAAAGAAUCAUUAGCUAAAACACGUGAGUUACGUCGUCAAAGUGUUGCUGGUGUUGAAAAUAAGCUGGAAGAAAUAGCAACAAAAAGUCAUAAUCAACUUGCUGAAAUACGUAUGAAACUUGAAUCUGAAAUGUUAAAAAAUAAUGAGCUAGAAAAUGAAUUGAAAAAUGAAAGAGAUGGUAAUCAUUGUAGACUAUCAAGAAUGACUGUUGCAUUAGAAUUAGCACAAUCAGAUUUAAAAGAUGUUAAAGAACAAUUAUGUAGUGCACAAUCAAUGAUACCACCACGUGAUGAAGAAAUUAAUGCACUACGUAAUCAAUUAAAAGAACGUACAAAACAACUUGAAGAUAUUAAUAAUGAAGAUGAUAUUGUUAAAAAUUUAGAAAAUGAUAUUGAAGAAUUACGUAGAGAAAAUAAAGAUAUGAAAAUUAAAUUAAAUAAAACAAAAAUUAGUUUAAAUAAUACAAUAAUAAAUUUAAAACAAAGUGAAGAUAGAUAA
Aphidius gifuensis is the source of this 1617-nucleotide messenger RNA. Its product is annotated as putative leucine-rich repeat-containing protein DDB_G0290503. The transcript has a single exon. Bases 472 to 1617 code for a protein of 381 amino acids. Lineage: Eukaryota; Metazoa; Arthropoda; Insecta; Hymenoptera; Braconidae. The record is from RefSeq and is a predicted model, not a curated record.